Messenger RNA from Babesia ovata, 714 nucleotides. RefSeq names its product ATP synthase subunit I, putative. NCBI's taxonomy places the organism in Eukaryota, Apicomplexa, Aconoidasida, Piroplasmida, Babesiidae. The transcript has a single exon. Bases 1 to 714 code for a protein of 237 amino acids. The record is from RefSeq and is a predicted model, not a curated record.
AUGUUUGGGCGUAUUUUGAGUCUGUCUAUACUUCUAGUUGCCUGGCCUUGCGCUUAUUCAAGGAAGGUUUGGCCUUCCGGCAGAUACACACUCGCGACUCUAGGCAACAACGGUGUGCACGAGCCAACCUUCCGAAGACGUUGGAAUUUGUCAAGCGAUAUUCGAGCUGAUGUUGAAGGCAAACUGCGUCUUGAACUUGUCAGACUCGCUGCUCAACUGCCAAACCGUUCAAGUCUGCCCCUAGAUAAUGCUGCCUUUAUGCAAAAAGAGGCUAAACGCAUUAGAGAGCUAAUAGUGCCAGAUUCUCUACAGGUAUACCUAAACAAGUACUUUGCCGUUAAAAGGGUCGAACACCGUGGAUUUCUUGGGGAUUUUCUUGCAUUUGUGUUUGGUGCUGAAGAAAUCGUUACAUUCUCUGCUUGGCAGUACAGACCGAAUAUAUUUUACAAGGGAGGCAACCUAACACUGGAGAUCCACUACAAAAUACCAAUCAGGGAGAAAGGUAUCAAGGAUUUAUUUUUCGAGCCCAUUGUCGUGUACACGUGUGAUGUAACCCCGGGGAAAUACGUAGAAGGUGCUGCUGUUUUCAAACCGGGAUCCGUAGAAAUCUUGACGCAUCCAUUUAUUCCGUGGAAAACAAUACCCGCAGGAACUGUAGAAAUCACUGCGCCACGUCAGGCAACAGCGUUUUCACCACACAUGACUUCAUUUUAA